Molecule: messenger RNA, 1908 nt
Organism: Meira miltonrushii
Lineage: Eukaryota; Fungi; Basidiomycota; Exobasidiomycetes; Exobasidiales; Brachybasidiaceae
Exons: 1
Coding region: 1-1908 (635 amino acids)
Source: RefSeq, a predicted model, not a curated record
AUGAUAAGGUCAUCACCCUCUGUUACGGCAAGCGGUUCGCAAUUUUCACGUUUAUUGGCUUCUUCUCGAUUAGCAAGUCAUUCGCCCGUUAUACCUCAAUCGUAUACAGCUCCUGCAGCACAUCUAUCUAGAGGUGAUUUCGGACUAAAGAGAAGUUUACCAUCGCGAAAUAAACCAAUCGGAUCUUUGCGUUAUGUUGAUAUCGAAGCUUUGGAUACACGAGAAGGUCAAACGAUUUGGACCGAAUGUGAACAUCAAGUUUUACUCAAAAAGCGUUUUGCUGAAUUGAAUGCACGUAUUACAUCUGCGGAAUCUAGACCAGGCUUUCUUGGUCCAAGAAUAAGUACAACGUUUGACCCUAGCACACGUAGAAGUGUUCCAAGUGCAUAUGAUCCAGUGUCUGAUCCAAAUAUGCGAACUCAUUUGCAAUCAGAAGCACUUCAAGGAAGAGGUCCCGUUUACCCUAAAAACAUUCACGCUGGAAACUCAGUGUCGGCUGGAUUGGACUUAGACGGUCCUUUCGGCAAUCGAGCAGGUCAUUAUUCCGUCAAAGUUCCUGUCCCCAUCGCUUUCCGUGCCAUGGACGAAAAGCGAUUUGACAAGUACCUUGAUUAUAUUAGAACUCAAAGGCCUGUUUAUCGCAAGCACUCAUCUCUAAGAGCAGCAGAAAAGGAAAGACAAGAUCUUCUUGCACGUUAUGAGAACGAACGACGAAAGAUACAAAAUUCAAAUACAGUAAUGGCAGAAUCCAAUUCUAGCACAGCAACUAUUACCGAGCCCGAACCUCUCACAAGAGCAAAGAUUCCCUUGCCUGAAAUAACGGGCGAGUAUACUUCUAAAGAUGACGAUGCAAAUGUAGGGAUUGAUCUUUGGAACGAAUCGCGCUUUGCGAAUUUAGGUUUGGCCUCUCUUUGGCAAUCUUGGCUCCGAGAUAGGGACGGUCUUCGUGCAUCGCAAGCAGUGGACACCACUUUGCCAAGCAAUCCUGCACCAAUAUCGUCCAAGGCUCGCAAUAAGCCCAUGCAUCCAUCAGCGGGACUGCAAUACGGGCUUCCAGAUCUGAUUCAAACAAAACUCUUGGCUGAUGGAGUUCCAGGAAGGGUCUUGAGCAGAGAGGAUGCUGGAAAGAGGACUGGAGUAGAUAGAAAUAGAAAUAAGGAUCAUGGUUCAUACAGCGUUGCUGUUGGUGGACAAGUUGCAAAGAUGUCCAAGCCGCCGCACAAUUCGGAUGUUCCUACACCUAGAGUUCUUGAUUUUUCACAAAAGGACACUCAACAAGGCGUAAUCAUGGUCAAACCACACGGUACAACUGAACUAACGUUUGGUCAACCAAUCAGUUAUGCACCGGAUUCGUUACCGAUUUGGUCAGCAAAAGGUGCAAGAACGAAUCGCAGUGCAAGUGCAGCAUCAAUGGUUGCACAAAAAGCAGUUGAAGCGGUAGAAUCGGAAAGUUAUCAAGACGCUUUACGUCAAUCCACCUUACCCAAACAGUUUGGACAAUUUACCAUGAGAGUACAACGUUUAAAAGAAAGAACUGUGUCAAGAGGACAGCCAGGAUCACCACAGUGGAUUGGAGAAAUAAACGGAACGCUUAAUUAUCGAGCGGGUGAAUCAGAAAAAGAUGUUUUCUUUAUGGCAGAUCUUACUCAAACAGAUCAAUACGCUGCAUACUCGAGAGACUCUGCCAAAAUCGGACACAGAGGUCGUUCACUGUCAUCUUAUAAUACGUCAAAGGGCCUCUCGAAAAAGGCGUUUUCGAGAAGAGAGACUAAAAAUUCAUAUAAUCAACGCAGAGAGGCUCAAAAGUCAAAUAACACUGCAGCAAGUCCAGAAGGGCAGGAUGCGUUACGUGCGAUGUUACAACAUGGGAUUAAAUCCCACCUUAAAUCGAAAUCGUCUGCAGAAUAA